CUGAGGCUGCGACAGACCUGGCCCAGCCCUCUGGGAACCCAGGAUGGGGACCUCGGCUGGGGCCCUGUCCUCCCUCCUGCUGGGAAUGAUGCUCACAUACACCCCCGGGGCCCUGGGUGCCAACCCUGGCCUGGUCGCCAGGAUCACCGACAAGGGCUUGGAGUAUGUGGCCCAAGAGGAGCUGGUGGCUCUGCAGAGUAAACUGCAUGAUAUCACACUGCCCGACUUCAGUGGGGACGUCAAGAUCAAAUACAUCGGCAAUGCGCACUAUGAAUUCCACAGCCUGGACAUCCACAGCUGUGAGCUGCUCGGCUCUGCUCUGAAGCCCCUCCCCAGCCACGGCCUGCAUUUCUCCAUCUCCGACUCCUUCAUCAGAGUCAAGGGCAAGUGGAAGGUGCGCAAGCGGAUACUGAAACUAGACGGCUCCUUUGACGUGAAGGUCAAGGGCAUCACCAUUUCAGUCAACCUCCUCUUGGGCAGCGAGCCCUCUGGGAGACCCAAGGUCGCUGUUUCUAGCUGCAGCAGCGCCAUCCGUGAUGUGGAGGUGCACAUGUCGGGAGAUUUGGGGUGGUUGCUGAAUCUCUUCCACCAUCAGAUCGAGUCCAAGUUCCGAAGAGUAUUGGAGAGCAAGAUAUGCAAAAUAAUCCAGGACUCGGUGACCUCUGACCUACAGCCUUAUCUCCAAACUCUGCCAGUCACCAUGGAGAUGGACAUUUUCGCUGGGAUUGAUUACAGCUUAAUGGAGGCCCCUCAGGCAACAGCGGAAAUACUGGACGUGAUGUUUAAGGGGGAAAUUUUUAGCCGUGAUCACCGCUCCCCAGUUGCCUUCCUUGCUCCUGUCAUGAGCCUUCCUGAGGAACACAGCCGAAUGAUCUACUUUGCCAUCUCUAAUUAUGCCUUCAACACCGCCAGCCUAGUUUAUCACAAAGUGGGAUUCCUGAACUUUUCCAUCACAGAUGACAUGGUUCCGCCUACUUCUAACAUCCGACUGACCACCAAGUCCUUCCGCGCCUUCUUCCCCCGGUUAGCCAGACUGUACCCCAACAUGAACUUAGAGCUCCAAGGCACAGUGGUCUCUGCCCCGUUCCUGAACUUCAGCCCUGGGAAUCUGUCCUCAGCUGCCCAGUUGGAGAUUGAGGCCUUUGUGCUCCUGCCCAACUCCAUCAAGGAGCCUGUCUUCCGGCUUGGUGUGGCCACUAAUGUGUCUGUCAUGUUGACCUUCAACACCAGCAAGAUCACUGGAUUCCUGAAGCCAGCAAAGAUGCAGGUGGAACUGAAAGAAUCUAAAGUUGGAGUAUUUAAUGUGGAGCUGUUGGAGGCGCUGCUUAAUUACUACCUUCUCAACACCCUCUACCCCAAGGUCAAUGAGAAGUUGACAGAAGGCUUCCCCCUCCCUCUGCUAAAGCGUAUUCAGCUCUAUGACCCUGUUCUCCAGAUCCACAAGACAUAUAAGUGUUUAAGAAGAAAUUUCCCUCUCAUAAUUUUUUUUUUUUUAAUUUUAUUUAGUUUUGCCUGCGUUGUGUCUCCAUUGCUGUGUGCGGGCUUUCUCUAGUUGCAGCGAGCGGGGGCUACUCUUUGUUCCAGUGCACGGGCUUCUCAUUGCGGUGGCUUCUCUUGUCGCAGAGCACCGGCUCUAGGCGCACGGGCCUCAGUAGCUGCGGCUCGAGGGCUCUAGAGCGUAGGCUCAGUAGUUGUGGCACAUGGGCUUAGUUGCUCUGUGGCAUGUGGGAUCUUCCAGACCAGGGAUCGAACCCAUGUCCCCUGCAUUGGCAGGCAGAUUCUUAUGCACUGGGCCACAAGGGAAGUCCCUCUCAUAAUGGUUUUAGCUGUAUCUCAUUGCUUUAGACACAUAGUGUUUUCAUCUUUGUUUUCCAAUCUUGUUUGAACUUACAGUUUUGACUUUCUUUUGUUCUCAAAUGGAGUUUUAAAUUUUGAGGAGGGGAUGCAACUAGAGAUUAUCAUACUAAGUGAAGUAAGUCAGAAAGAGAAAGACAAAAACUAUAUCAUAUCACCUAUAUGUGGAAUCUAAAAUAUGACACAAAUGAACUUAUCUAUGAAACAGAAACAGAAUCAUGGACAUAGAGAGCAGGCUGGUGGUUGCCAAGGGGAGGGGGUUGAGGGAGGGAUGGAGUGGGAGGUUAAGGUUAGCAGAUGUAAGCUUUUAUAUAGAGAAUGGAUAAACAACAAGGUCCUACUGUAUAGCACAGAGAACUAUAGUCAAUAUCCUAUGAUAAACCAUAAUGGAAAAGAAUAUUUUAAAAAAGAAUGUAUACAUGUGUAUAACUGAAUCAUUUUGUUGUAUAGCAGUAAUUAACACAACACUGUAAAUCAACUAUACUUCGAUUUUAAAAUAAGUAAAUAAAUUUUGAGGAGGGUUUUAAAAAAUAUUUUAUUUAU
Molecule: messenger RNA, 2397 nt
Organism: Balaenoptera acutorostrata (minke whale)
Lineage: Eukaryota; Metazoa; Chordata; Mammalia; Artiodactyla; Balaenopteridae
Gene: LBP
Product: lipopolysaccharide binding protein
Exons: 15
Coding region: 44-1552 (502 amino acids)
Biological process (GO): defense response to Gram-positive bacterium; innate immune response; macrophage activation involved in immune response
Molecular function (GO): lipopolysaccharide binding
Source: RefSeq, a predicted model, not a curated record